GCGCGGAGAGGGCGCAGGCGUUGGUUUUCGCUGAUGAAGGCAGUUAGCUAAGCUGGGGGCGCCCUGAGAGGUCAGUAGCACCAGACUCUCCAACAGGUCCGACCUGGCCACGGACUGCAGGAGAGGUUAGCAGGCCGCGAGAAGGCGAGGGCCCCCUGCCAAAGAUGGCUGAUAAAGCCAAGAAGCCAGAGCCCGCGGAUGAAGUGGGCACCAGGACCGGAUUUACCCGCUACAAAUGGGAAUUGAAAAGGAGCAACAAAGAGUUCUGGCGCUCAGGGCACGCAGUGGUCAAGUUAAUAAGUGUGAUCUGCCUGUUCAUAGCACUGGCGUACUUCAACGUAGCCACGGCGCAUCCUGCCUUGACUCUCAUCAUCACCUUGGAGGUGUUCAUCUUUUUCUUCUUCAUUAUCAUAUACACCUUUGCCAUCCAAAGAUACCUGGUUUUCAUCUUGUGGCCAGUUUCUGACCUCCUCAACGACCUGUGCUGCUUCGGGUUCCUUGUGGGCGGCAUAUUCUUUGCUGUAAACAGUCGAGAAACAAUGCCAGUGGAGUACGUCGUUGGUGUGGCCCUCAUGGGUGUGGCAGCACUGUUUGCUUUUAUCGAUUUAUGUCUUCAAAGAAAACACUUUGGCAAGAAGGGCCCUCCAGCUGCUCCUCCACCAGCGUCAUGAAGGAGAUUCCCGUUUCAGAAAUGGAAGUGUAUUUUACAGCAAAACACUUGGACUGUCUUCCUGGUCUGCUUUCUAGAAUGGUUUUCUUUUCCAUUUUAACAACCUCCUCUUCUUGGAAAAGAAUUUUCUCCUUAAAUGAAUUUUAAAACUCGAA
Ictidomys tridecemlineatus (thirteen-lined ground squirrel) is the source of this 825-nucleotide messenger RNA. RefSeq names its product CKLF like MARVEL transmembrane domain containing 2 (gene Cmtm2). NCBI's taxonomy places the organism in Eukaryota, Metazoa, Chordata, Mammalia, Rodentia, Sciuridae. The record is from RefSeq and is a predicted model, not a curated record. Gene Ontology annotation, cellular component: membrane.